ACACAACGCGGAACAAAACAAUGGCCAAGUAAACCUCACGAGAAACACUGAAGAAAAUGACUACAUUGAUGAUUACAAUAGAUCAUAGAUCAUGUCUUGUGACCUGAAGUGAUCUGUAGGCAAAGAUGGAUACUAGGAAACGUAGAAAAGAAGGAACGGCAAGAACGCCAUCACUUGAAAGCUUGCAGGCUUCACCAAAAAGGGCUCGUGUACAUGCCCAGCGCAAGUUUGCUCAAGGAUCCCAACCAAACAGCCCGGCUCCCACGCCUGUCAAGGAGACGAGAGAGCUGCGAGAAAGAAGCAUUUCCACGGAUACUAGAACCCGUGCCACAGCUCAGACCCAUCCUCCACCGCCUCCUGCCCUGGACAUUGUAGAAGUCCCAGGGAGACCCACGGUAGAGGACUUCCUUACAUUCCUCUGUUACCGGUGGACAGCACUGUUACCUCCAGGCCUGGAGCACUUCAACACCCCUCAGAUUUUGGAAAUUAAUGCUGAUAGCCGAAGCCAAAGUCCUGCUAGAGAUGAUAAAAGCAAACCAACAAAGAAGAAGCAAGAUGCUCCCUUACUGGACAAGAAGGAGAAAGAAUUGUCCAAGGUUACCAGGAGCACUCCUCAGCCACCUCAGGCUCCUGCAGACUCAAGAAAGCUCUCCAAAAGGCUUUUAGUCAAGAAAGCCUUGCUCAUCAAAUCCAAAGCUAAAAACCUCAGGAUACAAGUAAUCACAGUGCCGAAAAUACAGGCAUUGGGUUACAUAAGUAGCCAAUAUCCCGGGUGUGCAGAGCUUUUCCGUAAUACAGCCUGCGCUGCCAGUCUCAGUGGCCAGGAAUAUGAUGCACAACAUGAAAUGGAAUUCUCCCUGGAGCCAGUGCUCUUCAAGUCACGGCUUAUGCACGUUAUAUUCCACAUUUGUUUAGCGAUGAUCGUAGGGGUUAAUGUGGUAACAGAAAGUAAAGCAACUUUGUAUUCAAUAUCUGUCAUACUUACUUUAAAGAUAGCUCUCUAA
This is a messenger RNA of Penaeus vannamei (Pacific white shrimp), 1004 nucleotides long. The record is from RefSeq and is a predicted model, not a curated record. NCBI's taxonomy places the organism in Eukaryota, Metazoa, Arthropoda, Malacostraca, Decapoda, Penaeidae.